This is a messenger RNA of Procambarus clarkii (red swamp crayfish), 440 nucleotides long. RefSeq lists its product as uncharacterized. The record is from RefSeq and is a predicted model, not a curated record. Lineage: Eukaryota; Metazoa; Arthropoda; Malacostraca; Decapoda; Cambaridae.
CGGUGGGUGGGAGGCGUCGCUGGUCCUAUAUAAGGUCCUGCACACCCUCCCUCGGCAUCACUCUAACUUCACUCUUCAACCAAACAACAAUUUCUACAACCAUGCGUUUCCUCUCAGUACUGACGGUGUUGGCCGUGAUGGUGGCCGUUGCCUAUGGUGCUCCCGGCCUAUAUAGUCGAGGCUUUGGCGGUGGUUUUGGAGGCUUCGGUGGUGGCCUUGGUGGAUUUGGCGGAGGUCUGGGUGGAUUUGGUGGUGGCUUUGGAGGAUUCGGCGGUGGACUAGGAGGAUUUGGCGGUGGAUUCGGUGGAUAUGGCCGCCGGUAUGGAUAUGGUUAUGGCAGGUGAAGAUACCGGCUUCUGUAGCUGACAUCUGAUCUGAGCUCAGAUAUCGUCAUUGAUUCAAGAUCAUUAUUCUUUUAAAUAUAUUUCAUCUGCAUAAAA